Guillardia theta CCMP2712 is the source of this 1447-nucleotide messenger RNA. RefSeq lists its product as hypothetical. Lineage: Eukaryota; Cryptophyceae; Pyrenomonadales; Geminigeraceae. Bases 311 to 1447 code for a protein of 378 amino acids. The transcript has 4 exons. The record is from RefSeq and is a predicted model, not a curated record.
CCUCUUGCAGUCGUCUCUACCCCUUUCCCUCCAACUCCUUCUUCCUCCUCCUCCUCCUCCGACUGGCUGCAACAGUAUCCUCUGCCCUGCCCUCGCCCCUGUUUGUUCCUCACUCAUUCCACCCUCUGGUACACUCCCUUUCUCGCUGAACUCGCAGAUUUUCCUUCUUUACACACGACUUUCUUUCGUAACGCUCGAAGAAUCUCACUGCAUUUCUCCUCAACAAGCUGCUCCGAAUCUUCGGCCUUUUUGAGAGAAUCGAAAUCUUCUAUCGUCCUACCUUGAGGCGAAUGCAAGGCAGAGCCUGGUGAUGGUUACAACGUUGAUUUCGAAUCCAAGCAUGUGGCCGUUGCAGGGUGGGAAUGGGACUUCGUGUGCCCCUGACGUCCCUCUGUCUGCCCCGAUAUCCAAUCUCUCUCUCUCCGCAUCUCUCCUCCUGCUCAAUCAAAGGACCCAACAGGCUCAGUCUCCUUCUACCCAGCUUGCGGCCAACGUGGGGCUCCCUUGGUUGGUAUCGUCUCAGCUCACUCCAACGAUGUCGUUGGCUCCAGCGCACGGCGGGCUUCUGAACGAUUUGGCUGCCUCGUCCUCCCCUACCAUGUCAGGUCUUUUUGCACAGACGGCUCAGAAAGACAUGGCUGCGAAUGCCAGGGACAUUGCUAGCCUGCUGAGCUUCAAGCUGGGAAACACGCAAGGGGCAGAGGACAGGAAGGAUCUUUUCAACAUGAAUGCCAGCGGUCUGUGCCCCAACCCUUUCAUGCAGGCAUCCAUUGGAUCCUCUAAUUUGAUGAUGCCUCAUGACAACAGAAAUCUCAUCUUCGGCCUCGGUUCCAACUUGGCUGCCGACCAGUUGUCUCAACACUCCAUCUCCAACAAUUUUGUCUCGUCCCUCGCAGCCCGCGAGUCUCCUGGAAUGAACAUGAGCGCUGGGCACAGCUCUACCCACGAGGAGGGAGAACGCACCAACUCCAUGUCGUACGGAGUGCGCUCCUCCUCCUCCCCUCUCACACAUGGGGGCAGCCUUGAUGGCGCUGCGACCAACGCCAGGGCCAAGGCUGGAGCUGCGAGCGUGAAGAAGGAGAAGGAGGAGAGAGGCUCCGCUUCUCCGCAGAGCCCCUCAUCAGGUGAUGAGCAGCCAGGAAAGAGCAGCAGCCGCAAACGCCCUCUUGAAGCUGGCGAAGGGGGUAGCUCGACCAAACGUUGCAGCCGGUACUGGACCAAGGAGGAGCACGAGAUCUUCCUCAAAGCCUUGAAGAAGUAUCAUAGACCCCAGGGACCCUCCCCCAACAACCGAGUUCGGGUGGGGCUCGGCGAGGGUGUUGCAGAGCUCAUUGCCGCGCAUGUUAAGACAAGAUCUCCCGCACAGGUCCGCUCGCAUGCUCAAAAGUACUUCAUCAGAGAGUCGAAGGUCGCGCCACAUUCCGAAGACCCUGAAAAGUCUCCGUGA